GCAAUGGCUGAUGAGAGCCUAUAAAGGACUUGGGAGAAGCCAGGCACCCCACUUGGAGGAUUCUGUGUGGAAACUGCCUUCAUCUGAUCCAAGAGAGGCGUCUCCUGCGGCCACCCAACCCCAAGAUGGUGACCAUGCUGUUGCUUCUGGCCACGCUGGCUGGUCUCUUCACCACGGCCAAAGGACAAAGUUUCCAUCUUGGGAAAUGCCCAUCUCCUCCAGUGCAAGAGAAUUUUGACGUGAAUAAGUAUCUUGGAAGAUGGUACGAAAUUGAGAAGAUCCCAGCGAGCUUUGAGAAAGGAAACUGCAUUCAAGCCAACUACUCGCUGAUGGAGAACGGAAACAUCAAAGUGCUAAACAAGGAGCUGAGCCCGGACGGAACAGUGAACCAAGUUACGGGUGAAGCCAAACAGAGCAACAUCUCAGAGCCAGCCAAGCUACAAGUCCAGUUCUCUGCACUGAUGCCAGCGGCACCCUACUGGAUCCUGGCCACCGACUAUGAGAACUAUGCCCUCGUGUACUCCUGCACUACCUUCUUAUGGCUCUUCCACGUGGAUUUUGUUUGGAUCCUGGGAAGAAAUCCUUACCUCCCUCCAGAAACAAUAAGCUACCUAAAAAAUAUCCUUACUUCUAAUAACAUCGAGAUCGACAAAAUGACAAUAACAGAUCAAGCGAACUGCCCGGACUUCCUGUAAAGGGGGUGGGGAAAACCACUCCAGGUUAUGUUCUCGCUUUGCGGUCCCUUGCCCCACCCCAACUCCUCAUAAGGACCAAGCAACUGCGGCAAUGCCCUAGCGGGAAAGUAUGGCGAUAGAAGUCAAUGGAGGGAGGGGACUCACCGAAAGUUGGCCCAAACCCAACCACACUGUUAACCUGCUAGCCCAAUAAUAAACAUUUUGCUGAUCA
Messenger RNA from Arvicanthis niloticus (Nile rat), 906 nucleotides. RefSeq names its product apolipoprotein D (gene Apod). The record is from RefSeq and is a predicted model, not a curated record. Gene Ontology annotation, molecular function: cholesterol binding. Gene Ontology annotation, cellular component: cytoplasm. Lineage: Eukaryota; Metazoa; Chordata; Mammalia; Rodentia; Muridae. Gene Ontology annotation, biological process: response to reactive oxygen species; brain development; tissue regeneration.